AUGAGUAGUUUCCUGAACGGUGCUUCGCCGCGGCAGCAAAUGGAAGAGAGUGACAUCGAGGCUGGUCCCUCCACUCGCCGUUCCGCUGACCUUGACGACGGCGAUUUCUCCGAUCCGUUUGAUAUUGCCAGAACUAAGAAUGCUUCUAUUGAACGCCUCAGGCGCUGGAGGCAAGCAGCGCUUGUGCUUAAUGCUUCUCGUCGAUUUCGAUAUACCUUGGACUUGAAAAAAGAAGAAGAGAAGAAGCAAAUAUUGAGAAAGAUUAGAGCACAUGCACAAGCCAUUAGAGCAGCUUAUCUUUUCAAAGCAGCUGGUGGGGGGCCAGGAAGUGAACCUAUUAAACCUCCUCCGCCUCCCUCUGCUGGUGAAUUUCCAAUUGGGCAAGACCAACUUGCUUCAAUUUCAAGAGAGCAUGACACUGCUGCUCUGCAACAAAAUGGAGGGGUUGUAGGACUAUCAAAUUUGUUGAAAACCAAUUUAGAGAAGGGAAUUCAUGGUGAUGAUGUUGAUUUACUAAUGCGGAGGAAUAUAUUUGGUUCCAACGAUUAUCCUCGGAAGAAAGGAAGAAGUUUUCUGAUGUUUAUGUGGGAUGCUUGCAAGGACUUGACCUUGGUUAUUUUAAUGGUAGCAGCAGCAGCUUCACUGGCUCUUGGGAUAAAAUCUGAGGGUAUUAAGCAAGGAUGGUAUGAUGGGGGAAGCAUUGCUUUUGCAGUUAUUCUUGUUAUUGUUGUUACAGCUAUAAGUGAUUAUAAGCAGUCUCUUCAGUUUCGAGAACUAAAUGAAGAGAAGAGAAAUAUACACCUGGAGUUUUUAUUUGAAUUUGUGCAUGAGAAGGUUAUUAGAGGUGGUAGAAGGGUUGAGAUCUCUAUAUAUGAUAUUGUUGUUGGGGACGUUAUACCCCUUAAUAUUGGUAACCAGGUCCCUGCUGAUGGAAUUCUGAUCACUGGUCACUCUCUUGCAAUUGACGAAUCAAGUAUGACUGGGGAGAGCAAAAUUGUCCAUAAAGAUUCUAAGGAUCCUUUUCUUAUGUCUGGAUGUAAAGUUGCUGAUGGCAGUGGCACUAUGCUGGUCACUGGUGUUGGUAUCAAUACUGAAUGGGGGCUACUAAUGGCUAGCAUCGCAGAAGAUACAGGCGAAGAAACACCAUUACAGGUUCGCUUAAAUGGUGUAGCUACUUUCAUCGGUAUUGUUGGACUGGCUGUUGCUGUUGUCGUCCUGCUUGUGCUACUAAUUAGAUAUUUCACUGGGCAUACUGAAAACCCGCAAGGUGAGGCUCAAUUUAAAGCUGGCACAACUAAAGUUGGUGAUGCUAUUGAUGGUGCAAUUAAGAUAGUAACUGUUGCGGUCACUAUCGUCGUGGUUGCAGUUCCUGAGGGGCUCCCAUUAGCAGUUACUUUAACGCUGGCCUACUCGAUGAGAAAAAUGAUGGAAGAUAAAGCUUUGGUAAGGAGGCUUUCUGCCUGUGAGACUAUGGGCUCUGCUACAACCAUAUGUAGUGAUAAGACUGGCACAUUGACAAUGAAUCUGAUGACCGUGGUUGAGGCUUAUGCUGGGGGUAAGAAAAUUGACCCUCCUCACAAGUUGGAGAAUACUAUGCUUCGCUCGUUGCUCAUUGAGGCUGUUGCGCAGAACACUAAUGGUAGUGUUUAUGCACCUGAGGGUGUUAAUGAUGUCGAGGUUUCUGGAUCUCCAACAGAAAAGGCAAUUUUGCAGUGGGGAAUACAGCUUGGGAUGGAUUUUACGGCUGCAAGAUCCAAAUCAUCAAUUAUUCAUGUUUUCCCAUUCAAUUCAGAGAAAAAAAGAGGCGGUGUUGCGUUACAAAUGGCUGACUCUAACAUCCAUGUACACUGGAAAGGUGCUGCUGAGAUAGUCCUAGCCUGCUGUACAGGCUAUAUUGAUGGAAAUGAUCAGCUGGUGGGGAUGGAUGAGGAGAAGAUGGCAUUUUUCAAAAAGGCUAUUGAAGACAUGGCUGCUGAUAGUCUACGUUGUGUUGCCAUUGCAUAUAGACCAUAUGAAAAGGAGAAGGUUCCAACUAAUGAAGAACUACUUGCUCACUGGUCUUUACCAGAGGAUGAUCUUAUUUUACUGGCUAUUGUUGGUCUUAAGGAUCCUUGUCGACCUGGUGUCAAGGAUGCAGUGCUACUUUGUCAAAAGGCUGGCGUUAAGGUGAAAAUGGUCACUGGUGACAAUGUGAAAACUGCAAAAGCAAUUGCUGUGGAAUGUGGAAUACUGGGUUCAUAUGCCGAUGCUACAGAACCAAACAUCAUUGAAGGAAAAACUUUUCGUGGCUUGUCAGAUGCACAGAGAGAUGAAAUUGCUGAUAGGAUAUCGGUCAUGGGGCGGUCAUCUCCCAAUGACAAACUAUUGCUAGUACAAUCAUUGAGGAGGAAAGGUCAUGUUGUUGCUGUAACUGGGGAUGGAACAAAUGAUGCUCCUGCACUUCAUGAGGCCGAUAUAGGUCUUGCAAUGGGUAUCCAAGGUACAGAAGUUGCCAAAGAGAGCUCUGAUAUCAUUAUUUUGGAUGACAAUUUUGCUUCAGUUGUAAAGGUUGUCAGAUGGGGCCGGUCUGUAUAUGCAAAUAUUCAGAAAUUUAUCCAGUUUCAGCUUACAGUAAAUGUGGCCGCCCUAGUGAUAAAUGUUGUUGCUGCAGUUUCAUCUGGUGAUGUUCCACUAAAUGCAGUGCAGCUUCUUUGGGUAAAUCUUAUUAUGGACACUCUGGGAGCACUGGCCUUGGCAACUGAACCACCAACGGAUCACCUCAUGGAUCGAUCUCCAGUUGGUCGAAGGUCUGAAAUUUUAUUUUUUAUGAUUCUUAUUGGAAUUGACAAAUUGUUUGCUUGCUUUUUCAGAGAACCUCUUAUAACAAAUAUUAUGUGGAGGAAUUUGCUGAUACAGGCAAUGUACCAAGUGUCUGUCUUGCUUGUACUCAAUUUCCGAGGUAGAAGCAUACUAGGUUUGAGCCGAGACAACAAUCAACAUGCAAUCAAAGUGAAGAACACUUUGAUAUUUAACGCAUUUGUUCUCUGUCAAAUCUUUAAUGAAUUUAAUGCUCGAAAGCCAGAUGAGUACAACAUAUUUAAAGGAGUCACGAGAAACUAUCUCUUUAUGGGUAUAAUUGGAUUAACUGUUGUGCUUCAGAUUGUCAUCAUUGAAUUUCUGGGCAAGUUUACAAAAACAGUGAGACUUAAUUGGAAGCAGUGGCUCAUCUGUGUCAUUAUUGGAUUGAUUAGUUGGCCUCUUGCUGUGAUUGGGAAAUUGAUCCCAGUGCCAACCACUCCUAUCAAUAACGUUUUUUCAAAAUGUGGGCCUUCUAGAAAGAGGGAACCUGAGGAAUCUCAAUAG
Molecule: messenger RNA, 3342 nt
Organism: Sphenostylis stenocarpa
Lineage: Eukaryota; Viridiplantae; Streptophyta; Magnoliopsida; Fabales; Fabaceae
Source: the annotation of a GenBank genome assembly